AUGACAGUACAUACGACGGUGCAAUUGCUACGAAAAAUAUUCAGUACUUUUGAUUUACCCGCUGUUUUAGUCAGCGACAAUGCACCUACGUUUGUAGCUUUUGAAUUUAAAAAUUUCUUAAAAGCAAAUGGAAUUAUCCACAAAUUAUCUCCCCCAUACCAUCCAGCAACUAACGGUUUAGCAGAGCGUUGCGUACAAUCGUUCAAGAAUACACUCAAAACAUUAAGCGGUAAUGGAAAAGAUAUCGAAAUAAAUUUAUGCAAAUUCUUAAUAAACUACAGGAGAACCCCACAUACUACUACGGGGAACACUCCUUCUUUUCUUAUGUUCGGUAGAGACUUACGUACGAGACUGGACUUAAUUUUUCCCACGGAAAAGUCAGAAAAUAAAAACUUCGAGAGUUCUAAAUACAGAACAUUUAAAGAAGGGGAAAAAGUUGCUGUAAGAGACUACCUAAAUACGAAUAAAUGGCAGUAUGGUAGAGUACAAAGAAAACUAGGUAAUUUAAUAUACUUAGUGCAGUUAGACGAUUUACGAGUUUGGAAACGUCACGUUGAUCAAAUUAGGUCGAUCGGUAAUGAUACACCGCUAAAGAUUAACUUCACACCUACUACGCCCCCAGAGACAUAUGGGUCAUCAGUAGAUAAACAAAAACACCCAAUUGGAGACGAAACUGUUUCCGAAUCUGCUGAUCCUAAAAGCACCUCUGAUAAAUCGGAUGGAGGGCCGGCUGACCCAGCUGGAACUU
Molecule: messenger RNA, 748 nt
Organism: Ceratina calcarata
Lineage: Eukaryota; Metazoa; Arthropoda; Insecta; Hymenoptera; Apidae
Exons: 1
Biological process (GO): DNA integration
Molecular function (GO): nucleic acid binding
Source: RefSeq, a predicted model, not a curated record